AUGGUAAUAAAUAAGAUAAAGAUGGUUGCACUUCUUUUCGUGAAAUUGAAAAAGGUUAUGAAUGUACAAGAAAUAUUUAUUUAAAGAUUCCUGAAAAAAAAGUUGAUGUUAGUUUUACCAACUCAAGCUCUGAUAAUAAUUUAGUAAUAAAAAGUGAGAUUAAUUUUUUGAAUAUAUGCACUUUAAUCGAAAUCAACAUCAAUUUCUUUGAACCGCCUGAAUUUGAAUACAACUUAACAUAAUUUUAAAUAAAUGAAACAUCAGUAUACGGUUGCUAAAUUGACUUUGAAUUUCUUAAAACUAUUUCAGAGAUUAAUUUAAUUCAGUUAAUGAUACCAUUAUUUUAUUUUUAGAUGAAAUAAAAGAAAUUGUAAUAACACCCAGAAAAUUAAUAUUUUACAAUGUGGAAUUAAAAAUAAUAGUCCUAAUAAAUAGUCAGCGCUUCUAAUUAAUUCACAUUCAUCCUACAAUUAAUUGGACCUCUUACUAUCUUCUUUGGUGGAUUAGACCCUUUUUGGACUAUUUUGGAGAUUCUAACUUGGAUAAAUUAUUUCUAUUUUUAUAAUAUUGACUAUCCUCUUAAUGUUAAAUAAUUUUUCAAAUAAAUCUAAUGGGAUGAUAUUUUUGCCAUUCCAAAUUUGAUAGAACUGAAUAAACCUACAGAUUCUUAUUAUUUUGAAGCUCUCCAAAAUUUUCAGAAAAAGGUGUUAACCCACUAUUUAUAUGAAAUAUUUAAGUGUUUUGUAUUUUCUAUUGAUUUCUAUCUUAAGUUAUGCUUUAACUUCUUUUUAUAGUGAUGAUCUUUCAGAAGAAAUUAUCUACUACAACACAAUAAACACAUAAAAUUUAUAUUUACAAAAUUUGUUAUUAAUAAUAAAAUGUUGAAGAUAAAAAUUAUGCUUAAAAAAAAAUCAGGAUCAUUAUUAAUAAAAGCUUUAACAAAUUACCUAAAUCAUCAUUGUCACUUUAUUAAUUUAGUUGCGAUUAAAUUAUCACAAUGACCUAUAUUAACAAAAUUUAUAAUCAAAUUUAUUUUCAAUUGUUGAUUUAUUCAUCUUAGACAUUUUUAUGGCAAGCCUUUUAUAAAUUACUUGCAAUUAUAAUUUCGAUCAUUACAUCUUAAUAAUUAAUUUUGGAUUAGCCUUAUUUAAUUUGAUAUUUAUUUUUGUUCUCCUUCAAGUGUAUAUUCAUUGUAAUUCUAAGCAUACUCUCUUGUUAAAACAUACCAUUUAUCAACGUAACUUCUUUGCAAUCUACCAUUCAAUUAACUUUGAAAAUUCACAUGCCAAAAAAUAUUGUUAUUGGAAUAUUAUUAGAAAAGCAGCAUUUAUAUUUUCAAAUUUAUAUUUUUACGAGAAGUCUUUAUUAUAAACUAUUUUAUGUUGCAUAUCCUGUUCUAUAAAUUAAACAUUUCUACUUUUUGAAAAUCCCUUAAAGAUAAAAUAUCACUAUUCAAAAUAGGUGUACCUGAAUUUUCCAUAUUUUGUGUGA
This is a messenger RNA of Paramecium pentaurelia, 1491 nucleotides long. The record is from the annotation of a GenBank genome assembly. Lineage: Eukaryota; Ciliophora; Oligohymenophorea; Peniculida; Parameciidae.